UCCGGUGCCCGGCCAACGCCCGUCGUAUAUAACCAGGACCAGUACACGGUACAAAGGACAAAGGCUGAAAAGCAAACGAUCCAUCGAGCUCAUCGGCCAAGAAUCUAUAGCUAGCUAGCGCGUCCAGGUCUCGGCAGAAGCAGGCGAUGGAGAGGAAGCCGACGAAGAAGCACGCGAGGACCAGGAGCGGCGCGCUGGCGUCCUUCCUCAGGUCCACGGCCGCCUCCUUCUCCUCCUCCACGGCCACCACCUUCGGCUCCCGCCCCGCCGGCGGCGGCAAGGCGUCCUUCAACCACCGCAACGCCUUCUCCGGCCCCAUGGUCUCCAUCGUGCCGCCCGAGGCGCGCGGCGGCGGCGGCGGCAGGAGGCGGGGCGGUAGUAAGCAGGGGGGCGGCAGCGGGUACCGGACGCCCGAGGCCUCGUCGCCCAAGGUGUCGUGCAUCGGCCAGAUCAAGCGGAGCAAGUCCAAGACCAGCAAGGCCAGGAAGGCGGCAAAGAACGUCGCCCCCGCGGCCGCCUGCGGGAUGGACGGCGGCGCCUGCCCCAUGCCGCCGCGGCCGCCGGUCCACAGCAGGCCAAAGAGGUCGCUCGUCAGGCGGAUGUUCUCCCGACGGAGCAGGUCGCGGCCUUCGUCCUCCUCCUCGUCCCACAAGUCGAGCGGCGCUGCCGAUCUUUUCAAGGGGAGGCCGGGGAGCAGCGCCGCCGUGGCCGCUGCGCCGGUGUCGGGGCCGGGGAUGGCAGGGCUGGGGCAGAUGAAGCGGUUCACCAGCGGGCGCGGCGCGUUCCAGGACUUCGACUGGAGGGAGGCGGAGAGGAGGGGCUCCGACGUCGACGUCGACGACGAUUACGUGGACGACGGGUUCGUGGCGUUCUCGGCGCCGCUGGUGCUGGGCGGCGGGGUGGUGGCGUCGGAGCCCAGGAAGGAGGUGAACCUGUGGCGGCGCCGCCCCAUGUCCCCUCCCACUCCUCUGGAGCUCCCCUGAGAGCGGACGCCGCAGCAGCUAGGACCUGCAUGGCUGCCACACAUGCAGGGCACGCCAAAUGUGUCGUCUGUUCUUUCAUUAGUUUGUGUACAGAAGCAGUAUACUUCUACGUGAUGCUCAUAAUACAAAGUAGUAGUGUCGAUUUUGAUUUUGUAAAUGUGUGAUGGUCGUGUAUUCCUGAAGGAAUUAAAGAAUUUUUUUUAAAUCA
Triticum aestivum (bread wheat) is the source of this 1191-nucleotide messenger RNA. RefSeq lists its product as uncharacterized. The coding region runs from base 147 to 983 and encodes 278 amino acids. The transcript has a single exon. NCBI's taxonomy places the organism in Eukaryota, Viridiplantae, Streptophyta, Magnoliopsida, Poales, Poaceae. The record is from RefSeq and is a predicted model, not a curated record.